Molecule: messenger RNA, 7222 nt
Organism: Coregonus sp. 'balchen'
Lineage: Eukaryota; Metazoa; Chordata; Actinopteri; Salmoniformes; Salmonidae
Source: the annotation of a GenBank genome assembly
GAAAAAUGGCGGACUUGUGUAGUGAGUUUGGCGAUUUAGUUAAAAUAAAAAAACAGCUGAUCUCUGUGAUAUCGCUUUGUAAAGAAAGAGGACUUGUACAUAGCGUGAAAUGGUAAGAAGCUCUUCUUGAUGUUAUGAUCAUUGUAUUUCUUUCAGUGAAGAAUGGCUUCAGUUGGUGAACUCACAGUUGUUAGCUAGCUUGCUAAUGCUAACUAGCUAGCUAACGAUUAACUUGCAAGUCUUGUCAAGUCUAGCAUAUUUUUUUUCAGACUGGUUCAGACUCUUAUUUUCUUAAUACAGGUUCAUGUUGAAGUUGAUAACACAUUGCGUUAACUACGUCAGUGAUAUCACCGAUGAUUGUGUGACAUUAUUUCAGGGCUUCAGAGUUGGCAUUUGCCCUGGACCCCCUUCCCAAGAAUGAAUUACCUCCACCGGCAGCUUUUACUGAGGUUUGUGUCUAACUAGUGGCUAAAGUUCACGAUAAUAUUUUCCUUGCUAAUGCAUGAACAAAUUGCUGAUCUUUUUGAAUUGGAGGCCAUUUGAGUGGUAUGUACAAUCUCUGUUAUCUCUCUCUAUCAUCCUGGUUGUAGGAGGAUGCUCAGGACCUGGAUGCUCUUGGCCUGGCCAAGUCCUACUUUGACCUGAAAGAGUAUGACCGCGCUGCCUACUUCCUUCGGGGCUGCCGCAGCCAGAAAGCAUACUUCCUGUACAUGUACUCUCGCUAUCUGGUGAGAUGGUGUUUCAGCAUUCACAGCAACGUCACCUCUAGAAAUCUAGUUGUCAAAAUGGGAAUAGAGUUAAUUUUUCCAGAAUCCUUGCAACUCCUUCAUGGGGGCCAUCCAAUGUAGCCUGUCAUUUCAGUAAUGUUGUCAAAUUCUGACACUCAUCUGUUUCCUUGGUUUCCAGUCUGGAGAAAAGAAGAAAGAUGAUGAGACGGUGGACAGCCUUGGUGAAGAGCUAAGCUUUCUAUGUCACCAAAUAAAACAUCAAUGCCAUCUAAAUCAAAACUGUGUGUCUAGACAGAGUUCAAUGUCUUAAUUGGUUGGUUUUUCCUGCUGUGAUUGGCUGCAGGGCCUCUGGAGAAAGGUCAGGUGCGUAACGAGGCUCUGCGGGAGCUGAGGGUGGAGCUGAGUAAGAAGCACAGUGCUGGAGAGCUGGAUGGAUUCGCUCUGUACCUGUAAGCACAUCACACUAUCACACACACUCAGUGGACCUGCGCACCAUACACAUGCUCAGUGAGUCUUUAACCUCACAAACCUGUGUGUGUAGGUAUGGGGUGGUGCUGCGGAAGCUGGAUCUACUGAAGGAGGCGGUAGAUGUGUUUGUGGAGGCGACCCAUGCCUUACCUCUACACUGGGGAGCAUGGUUGGAACUCUGUAACCUCAUCACCAACAUUGACAUGGUAAUACUCACAAAUCACCCAGAUAAUUUCUCCUCUGUACCCACUACAGUAGUUCCCAGAUCUACUGGACUACAUUACAUGUCAAUUAACUUCUACAGAAUAUUAGUGAUGUACUUGUGGCUCCUCUCUUCUCUCGUCAGCUGAAGUCCCUGUCUCUGCCAGACUGCUGGAUCAGAGACUUCUUCAUGGCCCACAUGUACACAGAGCUGCAGAUGAUCAAAGAGGCCCUGCAGAAAUACCAGAGUCUGAUUGAGUCCGGCUUCUCCAAGAGCACGUAUAUCGUCUCACAGAUCGCUGUGGCCUACCACAACAUCCGAGGUCUGUCAAGUCAAUAAAGUAAUAUGAAGAAACAUUCUGCUAUGUAUUUUCUUUCUCCUAUUCACUUUCACACCUGUGCUUUUCUUUGUCGUAGAUAUUGACCAGGCUCUGGCUCUGUUCAAUGAGUUGCGGGAGCAGGAUCCCUUUCGCAUUGAGAACAUGGACACGUUCUCCAACCUGCUAUACGUCCGGGUGAGACCCCAAUUAAUUGACUGUCUCCAUCUGUCGGGCUCCGUCUUUGUGAACCUGCGUCUGAGACUGUUGUGUUUCCACAGAGCAUGAAGCCAGAGCUCAGCUAUCUGGCCCACAACCUGGUGGAGAUUGACAAGUACAGGGUAGAAACCUGCUGUGUCAUCGGUAAGGAUUCUGCCACUACACAGCUAAACGGGAUGGAAAACCACACCUCUUCACAAGUCAAACCCCCUUACCAGAACUCUUUACUAUGUUCAGUAAUCACAGACAGACCUUUCAAGGCUCAAGCAGUACAACCAACUCUACCUACAACUGAUAUGUUAUGUUUCUAACCAGUGCAUUCUGUCUGUCCUGUGUGUAGGUAACUACUACAGUUUGCGGUCGCAGCAUGAAAAGGCAGCGCUGUACUUCCAGAGGGCUCUGAAGCUGAACCCUCGCUGCCUGGGUGCCUGGACUCUGAUGGGCCACGAGUACAUGGAGAUGAAGAACACCUCCGCUGCCAUCCAGGCCUACAGGUCAGACUGACACUCCACUAUGGCCCACUGCCAUCCAGGCCUACAGGUCAGACUGACGCUCCACUAUGACCCACUGCCAUCCAGGCCUACAGGUCAGACUGACACUCCACUAUGGCCCACUGCCAUCCAGGCCUACAGGUCAGACUGACGCUCCACUAUGGCCCACUGCCAUCCAGGCCUACAGGUCAGACUGACGCUCCACUAUGGCCCACUGCCAUCCAGGCCUACAGGUCAGACUGACACUCCACUAUGGCCCACUGCCAUCCAGGCCUACAGGUCAGACUGACGCUCCACUAUGGCCCACUGCCAUCCAGGCCUACAGGUCAGACUGACGCUCCACUAUGGCCCACUGCCAUCCAGGCCUACAGGUCAGACUGACGCUCCACUAUGGCCCACUGCCAUCCAGGCCUACAGGUCAGACUGACACUCCACUAUGGCCCACUGCCAUCCAGGCCUACAGGUCAGACUGACACUCCACUAUGGCCCACUGCCAUCCAGGCCUACAGGUCAGACUGACACUCCACUAUGGCAUGGCUUAGAGCUGGGACAAUAAACCAAAAAUUAUGGAUACCGACCGAACCAGUCAUUUAUCGAGGACUUUUUACUGAUAUCGAUAAUAACGAUAAGUCGUUUUUACUAGAGAAAUGUGAAGUUUGCUAGGGCUAUUUCGAACAGGACAAUUUAUAGCUACAGCAUUCAAAAUAGUAGUCGUUUUAAGGGUAAUAUAAAGAAAUAACUGGUGCACGCCACGCUGUGGCAUUGCUCAUCCUAUGGGAAUGAGAGAGUUGUGCUCCAUGGUUUUAUAUUUCUGUGUAUGUUUUCUUUGUUGAUCAGGCAUGCUAUAGAAGUGAACAAGCGAGACUACCGUGCCUGGUAUGGUCUGGGACAGACCUAUGAGAUCCUCAAGAUGCCCUUCUACUGCCUGUACUACUAUCGAAAGGCCCACCAGCUCAGGUGUGUGUUUGAGUAAAAGCCAAGUGAGAGGGUUCUCUUGUCAGUGGGUGCAUGGUAUCGUGUAGUAAAGUGUAUUACCCCGUGUAGCUCAGUUGGUAGAGCAUGGCGCUUGCAACGCCAGGGUUGUGGGUUCGAUUCCCAUGGGGGGCCAGUAUGGAAGAAAAAAGAAAUGUAUGCACUCACUAACUCUGGAUAAGAGCGUCUGCUAAAUUACUAAAAUGUAAAAUGUAUUACCAAAUUGUUACAUACUGUAGUGUAAAUGACGUGUCACUGUGUCACUGUGUCCCUCCUCAGGCCCAAUGACUCUCGUAUGCUGGUUGCUUUGGGAGAGAGCUACGAGAAACUCUCACAACAUGUGGAGGCCAAGAAGGUUAGCAACAGCAGCAUUCUAUCUCUGCCAUUAGUUUUCGUUUUCCUGUAUUUUUAGAAUGUAAUAUUUUUGCCCCUGCUGUAAUUUGUCAUUAAGUUCUAUUCUUUCUUUUUAUCCAGUGUUACUGGAGGGCUUACUCUGUGGGGGACGUGGAGAGGAUGGCCCUACUGAAACUGGCAAAGUAAGGACAUCAUAGCAUGUAUAUGUGUGUGUCCACUUAAUGCUGUGUUGUUGAGACUUAUAGUCCCUAAUACAUAUGUUGUUUGUUGACAGACUUCACGAGCAGCUUAAUGAGGCUGACGAUGCGGCCCAGUGUUACAUCAUCUACAUCCAAGACAUCUUCUCCUGUGGGGUGAGCAACCCAACUGUAUAUGUAUUUUUAUCUCUCUGAACAAAAAUAUAAAUGCAACAAUUUCAAAGAUUUUACUGAGUUACAGUUCAUAUAAGGAAAUCAGUCAAUUGAAAUACAUUUGUUUGGCCCUAAUCUAUGGAUUUCACAUGACUGGGCAGGGGUGCAGCCAUGGGUGGGCCUGGGAAGGCAUCGGCCCACCCACUUGGCAGCCAGGUCCACCCAUUGGGGAGCCAGGUCCAGCAAUUAAUGAGUUUUUUCCCACAAAAGGGCUUUAUUACAGACAGAAAUACUCCUCAGCUCAUCCUAUGGGAAUGAGUAGGUGUGUCCAAACUUUUGACUGGUACUAUAUAUAUAUAUAUAUAUAUAUAUACAGUGGGGGAAAAAAGUAUUUAGUCAGCCACCAAUUGUGCAAGUUCUCCCACUUAAAAAGAUGAGAGGCCUGUAAUUUUCAUCAUAGGUACACGUCAACUAUGACAGACAAAUUGAGGGAAUUUUUUUUAAUGAAUUUAUUUGCAAAUUAUGGUGGAAAAUAAGUAUUUGGUCACCUACAAACAAGCAAGAUUUCUGGCUCUCACAGACCUGUAACUUCUUCUUUAAGAGGCUCCUCUGUCCUCCACUCGUUACCUGUAUUAAUGGCACCUGUUUGAACUUGUUAUCAGUAUAAAAGACACCUGUCCACAACCUCAAACAGUCACACUCCAAACUCCACUAUGGUCAAGACCAAAGAGCUGUCAAAGGACACCAGAAACAAAAUUGUAGACCUGCACCAGGCUGGGAAGACUGAAUCUGCAAUAGGUAAGCAGCUUGGUUUGAAGAAAUCAACUGUGGGAGCAAUUAUUAGGAAAUGGAAGACAUACAAGACCACUGAUAAUCUCCCUCGAUCUGGGGCUCCACACAAGAUCUCAGCCCGUGGGGUCAAAAUGAUCACAAGAACGGUGAGCAAAAAUCCCAGAACCUCACGGGGGAACCUAAUGAAUGACCUGCAGAGAGCUGGGACCAAAGUAACAAAGCCUACCAUCAGUAUCACACUACUAAAAUAAUAAUAAAAAAUAAACAAAUGAAAAUAUAUUUUAUAUUUGAGAUUCUUCAAAUAGCCACCAUUUGCCUUGAUGACAGCUUUGCACACUCUUGGAAAUAUAAUUUGAUUUGAAGUGUUCAGAAACAUUAUUUAUAAUAAAAGAUACUCAAAUGACACAAUACAUUAUUUACCAUUCAUUUCUAUUGGGCAUAACAUAACAAAGUGCAAAUGCAUCCAACAAGUUUGUAGUCAAGCUUAGUCAUUGCGUGCUAGGAAUAUGGGACCAAAUAUUCAACUUUUGACAAAAUGUUAUACACAAUAGUUGAAUUUGUCCAAAUACUUAUGAUGCCUUCAAAUGGGAUGACUAGAUAAAGUACUUUAAUUUCUAAACGGUAAAACAUAUGUAUGAAAAUACCCUAAAAUGAAAGGUGACAUUCUGUACUGUCUCCUCAUGUAAAACAUUUGAUCGCAAAUUCAAAUUGCUGGAGUAUAGAUCCAAAUUAAAAGCAUUAGCUUCACCACCUUCCGGAGACAUUUGAAACCCCACCUCUUUAAGGAAUACCUGGGAUAGGCUAAAGUAUUCCUUCUAACCCCCCCCCCCCCCCCCCCCCCCCCAAAUUGUAAAGUGGUUAUCCCACUGGCUAUAGGGUGAACGCACCAAUUUGUGAGUCGCUCUGGCUAAGAGCGUCUGCUAAAUGACGUUAAUGUGCCCUUGAGCAAGGCACUUAACCCUAAUUGCUCCUGUAAGUCGCUCUGGUUAAGAGCGUCUGCUAAAUGACUAAAAUGUAAAAUGUAAAUGUAACUGUCCAAAUAAAUACGUGGGGGAUUGUAUAGGUAUGUUUAAGGAAUGUGUGUACCAUUGAGUCAGUCUCUAUGACCAGUCCUCCUGUGUCGGCACAGCUGGGGGCAUAUUCAUUACACCGAUUCUGUUGCAAAACGUUUAUUCAAACAGAAGUAAACUGUGAGGGACCUACCUGAAUUUGUCCAAUAGAAACUCUUGUUAUGCUCAGUUUGCUUCCGUUUGGUUCUUAAACUGUAAAUGGUUUCCAUAAUGAAUAUGCCCCUGGAGUUAGUGUGAAAAUCUGUGCUUACAGGAGCAGCUGGAGCAUGCAGAGGUGAGCACGGCGCUGCGUUACCUUGGCCAGUACUACUUCAAGAACAAGCUUUACGACGAGGCUUCACUGUGUGCACAACGCUGCUGUGACUACAACGACGUAAGCACUGCCUCUAGUUGAACUGUUGUCAAUGAACAAAAAUCAUAAUAUUUCGAUAAGAUGGACACUUCUAUCUACAUACACUACUGCUUGUCCGGUACAGCUAAAGUGUCAGUCCUGUUUGAGUUGAAGACCACAGAUGUAUUUAUUUAUGGGGCUGACUGAUUGCUGUGGUGUCCCUCUACAGGCUCGUGAGGAAGGGAAGGCUCUGCUCAGACAGAUCUCCCAGGUCAGAGACCAGAUGGAGGCCUCAUCCACAGACCUGUUUGGACCGCUGUCCUCCAACAACAACACCCCUGUUAGGAGGGUGUCCCCCCUCGACCUGUCUUCCUUCACCCCCUGACACACACCCCUCGACCUGUCGUCCUUCACCCCCUGACACACACCCCUCGACCUGUCGUCCUUCACCCCCUGACACACACCCCUCGACCUGUCGUCCUUCACCCCCUGACACACACCACUCGACCUGUCCUCCUUCACCCCGACACACACCCCUCGACCUGUCCUCCUUCACCCCGACACACACCCCUCGACCUGUCCUCCUUCACCCCGACACACACCCCUCGACCUGUCCUCCUUCACCCCACUGGCUAGCUGAAAGCUCUACUUCACUUUGACUCUAAUAGGACAACCUCAUCUCAGCCUUAUCCUGUUGGCUCCGUAUCCAGUUAUGGUGAAUUAGUACUUAAUGCCAUAUCGAGGGAGACUCAUCGAAGAGAUUGCUGUUCGUAAAUGUCAAGUCUUAUACAUAAUGUAAAUAUUUUCUGUGUAUGUUUACAUGUAGUCGGCAGUGCAGGAGUUGCCACCCUACUUUUGAAUAUGAAAGAAUUAUCUGAACCAUUGAAUCUGGAGUGUCAUUGGAUCAAUGGAAACUGCAUGCUCAUGUU